GCGAGAGUUUAGUCUGCAAAUUGAGUAGAAAAAAUCGCAAUAAAACGUGCAAAAUAAUAGUUGAAAUCGAAAUAAAAGUGUUAAGCGGCCGCAGUAGCGCAAGUCGAGCAUAUAUAGCUCGCUUUUUGUGAAUGCGGCAGCGUCUGCAAGCGAGUUGCGAAAGUUGCUGCGCUGUCUGGCCUUGUUGUUUUUGUUGUUGCUGCUGCUGCUGUUGCUGCUUUGUUGUUGUUGUGUGUGUGUGUGCCUAACUGAACGUCUGCCUCUGUUCCCGCUUCCCACCCCCGCCUUCGCCUGAAAAUGAUGAGCAACUACGGCAAUAUCAUGAUGGACUCACCGAGAUCCUCGCCGCAUGGCGGUCGAUCUCCGGUUGUGGCACGCCAGGAUUCAUCGGGGACACUGAAGACAACAAUAUCGUUGGGUAAAACGCCGACAAUAAUACAUACAGGUCCAUUUUACUCGAUGAAGGAGCCGCCGGCGAAGGCAGAGCUGACUGGUGACAAGGAUCUCAUGACGGAAUAUGGACUGCAUCAUACGCUAACAAAAUUCAAGGAGAAGAAAUUCAAAGAAUCGUUGGCGUCCUUUCUGCCCAACAUACCCGGCAUCAAUGACCUCAUCACGCAUCCCGUCGAGAACAGCACACUGCGCAGCGUUAUCGAGAAGCCACCAAUUGGCGGCAAGGAGCUGCUCCCGCUAACUGCAGUGCAGUUGGCCGGCUUCCGUUUGCAUCCAGGACCGCUGCCGGAACAGUAUCGCACCACAUAUGCCACACCUGCGCGUAAACACAAAAACAAGCACAAAAAGCACAAACACAAAGACGGAGUCACCACUGGAGGCACUGAGUCAACGCUGCUGGAUUCCGCUGGCCUGGAAACGUACGAGAAGAAGCACAAAAAGCAAAAACGCCAUGAAGAUGACAAGGAGCGCAAGAAACGCAAAAAGGAAAAGAAACGAAAAAAGAAGAAUCAAAGUCCUGAACCUGGAGCUGCCCUAGGAAUGGGUCUGCCCAGUGGAGGAGGAGCAGCUGUUGCUGCUGGAAUGGGUGGACCAGUUAUGGGCGCUACAGCUGGCGGCAUGUCGAAUCCCAUGGGAUCUGGCUUAGGCGUCGGUAUGAAUACAGGCAUGGGCUUGAAUAGUUUCCCGCCAUCAAUGCAAAUGCAACAACAGCUUCCCAUGCAACAUCAGCAGCAGCAACAACAACAACAAAUGCCCAGUGGAGCGCUAUUGGGAUCUGUGCUGGGCAGCAGCGGAGGUGGACCUGGAGGCAACACCAACAGUGGUGGUGGCGGUCCAGGCAGCUUACUAAUGUCACAGUUUUAGGCGAAAUCCAUUAGUUAAUAGACUUGGCUCAUUACCUCUCUCACACAGACACACACACAUGCAUACACUCAGAUUUAUAGCCCACUUCACCUAAAAACAAACAAAACAAAACAAAUGUGUCCAACAAAAUAUGCACACUUUAAAUGCAAUUUCUCGAUAAAGUUUCGUGUCUAGUUCUUAAUUUAUGAUUAUUGUAAAAUAGUUUAAAUUGUAAUUAGCCAACUUUUCGUUCGUUUUACAUUGCUAGCUUAAUGAGAUUUAUUUAAUGCAAAUUAUGGUACAAAAUGCAAAAUUUUCGAUCUAGAUUCCAGUUAAAACCCCCAAGGACCACCUCUGUACACAUACAUAUUACUAUAUUAUAUAUAUAUAUAUACAAUUAUUAGCAUGCAGUUAAAUUAUCAAACAUCAAAAUUUUAAUUUUUGCUUAAAAUUUAGUGUAGCUACAGUAUUUUUCUUUGUUUGGAAUGGUUUGUUCUUCCAGCAUGUUUGUAUAAAAAAAAAAGAAAUAAUGGAAAAAGCUGAGAUUCAACAAAACAGAAACCUGUACUAUAAGUAAUUAAUUGUAUUUGUAAGCGCCUAUUACAAUAAUAAACGGCAUAGAAAUGUAACA
Drosophila innubila is the source of this 1927-nucleotide messenger RNA. RefSeq names its product mediator of RNA polymerase II transcription subunit 19 (gene MED19). Gene Ontology annotation, cellular component: mediator complex. The record is from RefSeq and is a predicted model, not a curated record. Bases 298 to 1317 code for a protein of 339 amino acids. Gene Ontology annotation, biological process: positive regulation of transcription by RNA polymerase II. Gene Ontology annotation, molecular function: transcription coregulator activity; transcription factor binding. The transcript has 3 exons. Lineage: Eukaryota; Metazoa; Arthropoda; Insecta; Diptera; Drosophilidae.